AUGGCAAGUAUCGGUUCGCAAGUGAGAAAAGCCACCUCUAGCAUUGACCCUAUUGUCACUGAUUAUGCAGUAGGCUACUUUAACCACUUAUCUGGUAUAACUUUCGAUGCUGUUCAAAGUAAGCAAAUAGACUUGUCUUCUGAAGUGAAAUUUGUGUCCGAUUUGUUAGUUGAUGCCGGUGCGCCAAAGGACAAAGUUAACGUAUUGGCUGAAAACAUUCUGAUGCAAUUAACUACCCAACUAAAGGAAAACGAAGCUAAAUUGGAACUGACUGGUGAUACAUCCAAGAGAUUACUAGAUAUAAAUGUCUUGAAGAGUCAUAACAGUAAGUCUGACCUCAACGUCUCUUUGAGCAUGCUCGGUGUGAACGGUGACAUCGAACAUGCUGGUAGAAAUAUGGAAACAAGAGUCGAUUUGAAAAAAUUGGCUAAGGCUGAACAAAAAAUUGCCAAAAAAGUUGCCAAAAGAAAUAACAAAUUUGUUAAAUACGAGGCUUCUAAAUUGAUUAACGACCAAAAGGAAGAGGACUACGAUUCUUUCUUUUUGCAAAUCAACCCUUUGGAAUUUGGAUCAUCCGCUGGUAAAUCCAAGGAUAUCCACAUCGAUACUUUUGACUUGUAUGUUGGUGACGGUCAAAGAAUUCUGUCGAAUGCUCAGUUGACUCUGAGUUUUGGUCAUAGAUAUGGUCUUGUGGGGCAAAAUGGUAUUGGUAAGUCUACGUUGUUAAGAGCUCUCUCUAGAAGAGAACUGAAUGUCCCCAAACAUGUCUCAAUUUUACAUGUGGAACAAGAAUUGAGAGGUGAUAAUACAAAGGCUUUACAAAGUGUGCUAGAUGCUGACGUUUGGAGGAAACAACUUUUAAGUGAAGAGGCCAAGAUUAAUGAGAGGUUAAAGGAGAUGGACGCUUUGAGAAAUGAAUUCGAAGAAGACAGUUUAGAAGUUAAAAAAUUGGAUAAUGAAAGGGAAGAUUUAGACAACCAUUUGAUACAGAUUUCUGAGAAAUUGGUCGAUAUGGAAUCCGACAAGGCUGAAGCCAGAGCAGCGUCAAUCCUAUAUGGGUUGGGGUUCAGUACCGAGGCACAACAACAACCUACAAAUUCCUUCUCUGGUGGUUGGAGAAUGAGAUUGUCGUUGGCAAGAGCUUUGUUCUGUCAGCCAGACCUUUUGUUAUUAGAUGAACCUUCCAAUAUGUUGGAUGUUCCAUCCAUCGCCUAUUUAGCAGAAUAUUUGAAAACAUAUCCAAAUACUGUUUUAACAGUUUCUCACGACCGUGCAUUCUUGAAUGAAGUGGCUACAGAUAUCAUAUAUCAACACAACGAAAGAUUAGAUUAUUACAGAGGCCAAGAUUUCGAUACCUUUUACACCACGAAGGAGGAACGUAGGAAAAAUGCGCAACGUGAAUACGACAACCAGAUGGUCUACAGAAAGCAUUUGCAAGAGUUUAUUGACAAAUAUAGAUACAAUGCAGCAAAAUCACAAGAGGCUCAAUCCAGAAUUAAGAAAUUGGAAAAACUGCCCGUUUUGGAACCACCUGAACAAGAUAAAAUUAUUGAUUUCAAAUUCCCUGAAUGUGACAAACUAUCCCCACCAAUUAUUCAAUUACAAGAUGUUUCUUUCGGUUAUGACGAGAAGAAUUUGCUAUUGAAGGACGUUAAUCUGGAUGUUCAAAUGGAUUCCAGAAUCGCCCUUGUAGGUGCCAAUGGUUGUGGUAAGACUACACUACUAAAGAUUAUGAUGGAGCAGUUAAGACCACUCAAGGGUUUUGUAUCAAGAAACCCAAGAUUGCGUAUAGGCUAUUUCACCCAACAUCAUGUGGAUUCUAUGGAUUUAACCACAUCUGCAGUGGACUGGAUGUCCAAAUCAUUCCCCGGUAAAACUGAUGAAGAAUACAGACGUCAUUUAGGUUCAUUUGGUAUCACUGGUACUCUGGGUCUACAAAAAAUGCAGUUAUUGUCUGGUGGUCAAAAGUCGCGUGUAGCAUUUGCUGCUUUGUGUUUGAACAAUCCACAUAUUCUAGUUUUAGAUGAGCCUUCUAAUCAUUUGGAUACCACUGGUCUGGACGCCUUGGUGGACGCUUUAAAGAAUUUCAAUGGUGGUGUAUUAAUGGUUUCCCAUGAUAUAUCUGUUAUCGAUUCUGUUUGUAAAGAGAUUUGGGUCUCAGAACAAGGUACUGUCAAGAGAUUCGAAGGUACUAUUUACGAUUAUAGAGAUUACAUUUUGCAAUCCGCUGAUGCUGCCGGUGUCGUUAAAAAGCAUUAG
Saccharomyces mikatae IFO 1815 is the source of this 2259-nucleotide messenger RNA. It is a transcript of the gene GCN20, whose product is annotated as putative AAA family ATPase GCN20. Gene Ontology annotation, molecular function: ATP hydrolysis activity; ATP binding. NCBI's taxonomy places the organism in Eukaryota, Fungi, Ascomycota, Saccharomycetes, Saccharomycetales, Saccharomycetaceae. The coding region runs from base 1 to 2259 and encodes 752 amino acids. The record is from RefSeq and is a predicted model, not a curated record. The transcript has a single exon.